This is a messenger RNA of Eubalaena glacialis (North Atlantic right whale), 2601 nucleotides long. It is a transcript of the gene SLC44A3, whose product is annotated as solute carrier family 44 member 3. Gene Ontology annotation, biological process: transmembrane transport. The coding region runs from base 346 to 2301 and encodes 651 amino acids. Gene Ontology annotation, molecular function: transmembrane transporter activity. Gene Ontology annotation, cellular component: membrane. Lineage: Eukaryota; Metazoa; Chordata; Mammalia; Artiodactyla; Balaenidae. The transcript has 15 exons. The record is from RefSeq and is a predicted model, not a curated record.
GUUGAGACUUUCUCGGCUUCCUGCUCACUGCGGUGGCCGCCCGCUCAUUAGGCCCCAGAGAGGACGCGCCCAGGGUCGUGGCGGGGCCAGCGGGGACCUCGCGCUUCAGCGGGCGACACGGGCUUCCCGGGCGCCGCACCGCGCGGAGGUUGAGGCGGGCGGCCCGGGUGCUCGCGGCGGCCGGGGGCCCCUCGGGCCAGCGCCCGGGGCGAAGUCCGUGGCGCUCGAAGGCGGCCGCGGGGCGGCGCUGCGCCCCUUCCCCCCGCUUGACUGCCGGGCCCCGGGCCGGCCCGCCGCGGGCUCUGCGUGGGCUCCCAGUGCGCGGCCCCUGGGGCGGAGCGCAGGAUGCAGUGCCUCCGCGCCGAGCACCUGGUUUCCACGGAGAGAACCCCCAGGCAAAGACGGUGGCGACCUCAGAUUUAUAGGAAAUGCACAGAUAAGGCCUGGUUGUUCCUGUUCUUUCUCUUUUGGGCUGGUUUGGUGUUCAUCAUGGGCUACUCAGUGACGGCUGGGGCCACAGGAAGACUCCUCUUCGGCUACGACAGCUUUGGCAACGUGUGUGGCAAGAAGAACUCCCCAGUAGAAGGGGCCCCUCUUUCGGGGCAGGACAUGACCCUAAAAAAACACGUGUUUUUUAUGAAUUCCUGCAACCUGGAAGUCAAGGAUGUGAGGUUCAGUUCCACCAUUCUCUGUGUGUCCAGCUGUCCUGAAGAGCAGCUUAAUACCCUGGAAGAGGUCCAGCUUUUUGCAAACACUAGUGGGUCCUUCCUGUGUGUUUAUAGUUUGAAUUCCUUCAACUACACCCAGAAUCCAAACGCAGACUCGCUGUGCCCCAGGCUACCAGUUCCUCCAAGCAAGUCUUUUCCCUUGUUUAAUCGAUGCAUCCCUCAAACGCCUGAGUGUUAUUCCCUGUUUGCAUCUGUUUUGAUCAAUGAUGUUGACGCCCUCCAUCGAAUUCUAAGUGGAAUAAUGUCAGGAAGAGACACAAUCCUCGGUCUCUGUAUCCUCGCCUUCGCCUUGUCUUUGGCCAUGAUGAUCACCUUCCGAUUCAUCACCACCCUUCUGGUUCACAUUUUCAUUGCACUGAUUGUUUUGGGAUUGCUGUUUGUCUGUGGUGUCUUGUGGUGGCUGUAUUAUGACUAUACUAAUGACCUCAGCACAGAAUUGGACACAGAAAGGGAGAAUAUGAAGUGUUUGCUGGGGUUUGCUGUUGUGUCUACAGUUAUCACGGCAGUUCUGCUCGUCUUGAUUUUUGUCCUCAGAAAGAGAAUAAAAUUGACAGUUGAACUUCUCCGAGUCACAAAUAAAGCCAUCAGCAACUCUCCUUUCCUGCUGUUCCAGCCACUGUGGACGUUUGCCAUCCUCAUUUUCUUCUGGGUCACCUGGAUGGCUGUACUCCUGAGCCUGGGAACUGCAGGAGCUGCACAGGUCAUCGAAGGUGGCCAAGUGGAAUAUAAGCCUCUUUCGGGCAUUCGGUAUAUGUGGUGGUACCAUUUAAUUGGCCUCAUCUGGACUAGUGAAUUCAUCCUUGCAUGCCAGCAAAUGACUAUAGCUGGGGCAGUGAUUACAUGUUAUUUCAACAGAAAUAAAAAUGACCCUCCUGAUCGCCCGAUCCUUUCAUCUCUCUCCAUUCUUUUCUGCUACCAUCAGGGAACAGUUGUCAAAGGGUCAUUUUUAAUCACUGUGGUGAGGAUUCCAAGAGCCGUUCUCAUGUACAUCUAUAACACUCUGAAAGAGAAGCAGCACGGUGCCUGGUCGAGUUGUGUGUCUCGUUGCUGCUACUGCUGCUUCCGGUGUCUUGACAAAUGCCUGUGCCAUUUCAACCAGAAUGCAUACACUACAACUGCCAUUAAUGGGACAGAUUUUUGUACAUCAGCAAAAGAGGCACUCAAACUCUUAUCCAAGAAUUCAAGUCAUUUUACAUCUGUUAACUGCUUUGGAGACUUCGUAAUUUUUCUAGGAAAGGUGCUAGUGGUGUGUUUCACAGUUUUUGGAGGACUGAUGGCAUUUAACUACCACCGUGUGCUUCAGGUGUGGGCAAUCCCACUACUAUUGGUUGCUUUUUUUGUCUACUUAGUAGCCCAUAGUUUUUUAUCUAUGUUUGAAACUGUGCUGGAUGCACUUUUCCUGUGUUUUGCUGUUGAUCUGGAAACAAAUGAUGGAUCAUCAGAAAAGCCCUACUUUAUGGACCAAGAGUUUUUGAGUUUUAUAAAAAGGAUCAACAAAUUAAACAAUGCAAGGGCACAGAGAGACAAGAACUCAUUAACGAAUGAAGAGGGAACAGAACUCCGGCCUUUGUAAGAUAAGCGCCCAUCAGGUAUUUGUACCUGGAAAAAGUUUCCUUCUCCUAAGAGCCGUGGGCAGAAUAAACGAUAGGGCCCGACAUGGACCCUAUUCUUCCUCACUGUUUUUGUCCCCACUAUUUGACCACAUUACAAUACUAGAACCAUAAAAGUAUACAACCUUUUUUGUACCGACUGGGACUGAAAAACCUUUUAACAACAUGUUUACGUGGUCAAUUAAAAAGCACAUUAUGUAAAAACUAAUUUAAAGGACAAUUCCUCACUCACAACCAAUAAACCUUAGCAAAAAUCUCUGGAA